This is a messenger RNA of Bolinopsis microptera, 1115 nucleotides long. Its product is annotated as protein AAR2 homolog. Lineage: Eukaryota; Metazoa; Ctenophora; Tentaculata; Lobata; Bolinopsidae. Gene Ontology annotation, biological process: spliceosomal tri-snRNP complex assembly. Bases 20 to 1102 code for a protein of 360 amino acids. The record is from RefSeq and is a predicted model, not a curated record. The transcript is spliced from 6 exons.
GAGAUCUGAGGCUGAUAAAAUGACUACAAAACAACCCCUCUUCAACCUAGACAAAGAUAAAAUAGACGAGCUGUAUAAACAUGGAGCAUUCCUUAUUGUUGAUGAUAUGCCUCAAGGUACAGAGUUUGGGGUGGACUACGCUAGCUGGUCAAUAGGACCCAAGUUCAGGGGCCUCAAGAUGAUACCACCAGGCCUACACUUCAUAUUCUACAGUGCUGUCAGUAAGGAGGGGACUGUGGCUCCUAGAACGGGAUUCUUUCACUGUUUUAAAGAGAAAGAGAUCGUGGUUAAAAGAUACGACACUCUACAAGAGACAAUACUAGAUAGUGAUACCCAGUACCAACCCAAAUGUAUUGAUACAAUGUUAGCUCCAUAUCCUUACCAGCACUAUCAGAGAUGGUGCAGUCUAACAACCCACGUGACCUCGACAACAGUAACACGUGUGCAGCCCCAAUGUAAACUGAUACAAGCUGCCACGCCCCUGCUUACCAAUCCGGACGCCGCGCAGGAUGUUGCACGUGCUACCUCGGUGGAGGAUAAACUGGAUGCUAAUUUUAUACAGGAUGAUUCACAGAUCAUGAGGUUCAGUAAGGUUGAUAGAAAGAGUGCUACAGCUGGAUUUAGUGCAGCCCAGCUUACACAGUUCUACAUGGAUACUACUUCGUCACUUAACAGUCUAAUCGAACAUUCCGGUUCAGAAGAAGAAUUAUUAGGAGAACUUCAGGUGUCCUUCAUAGUAUUCCUGCUAGGUCACGUGUACUCUGCCUUCGACCAAUGGAAACGUCUCGUGGACACAAUCUGUCGCGCCCAACAAAGUCUCUCUGAGCGCCCAAACUUCUACAAGGCAUUCAUCAGAACCCUGCACUAUCACCUAAAGGAGACACCAAGUGACUUCUUUGUGGACAUUGUGUCUCGUAACAACUUCCUGGUUACCACACUGAAGCUGUUGUUCGAGGGGCUGAGGGAAGAGGAGGGGGUCAGUGGUGAGCUGAGAACCCGAGGGGACAAGUUCAGAGCUCAUUUGGAGAAUUAUUAUACUUGGGAUUUUAAUUAUUGCGAGGAUGAUGAUCCUGUUGUAGUUGAAAUGUUUGAGCCGGGAUAAUAAUUACAACACC